Molecule: messenger RNA, 1640 nt
Organism: Mycena citricolor
Lineage: Eukaryota; Fungi; Basidiomycota; Agaricomycetes; Agaricales; Mycenaceae
Source: the annotation of a GenBank genome assembly
AUGCAACGAAUCUGGGUCUCACCCGCUUUACUUGGUGUGCCCGCGCUGCUCCUCUCGUUCCUCUCCCACGGCGCGCCCACCGUGCCCACCGUGCUCGGGGUCUACGCGGCAUUCAUCGGCAGUCUGACGCUCUCCAUCGUGCUUUACCGGCUCUCCCCGUGGCACCCCCUCGCGUCGGUCCCCGGCCCAGCGCUGUACAAGAUCUCCAAGGUCUGGAGCCUCCGCGACGUCGCGCGGGGGGACUCACAUCGUGUUAUCCGGCGAAUGCACAAUCAGUACGGCCCGGUCGUCCGAACCGGCCCAAAUGAGGUGUCAAUCGUUCACACUGAUGCGGUCAAGGUUGUACUGGGAACAUUCCCCAAAGGCCAGUACUACGAGCCCCUCACCGACCCUUCCAUCCCAGCCAAGCCGCUGCUGCUUCUCAAGGGAGAGGCGCACGCGAAUCGCCGCCGGAUCUGGAACCGCGGCCUCAACUCAGCUUCAAUCGCUGCCUACGAGGUGACCUUGGUGAAGCGCGUGUCGCAGCUGCUGGAGAGGCUAGAAGAGCAGUCGCUGUCCGGGUCGUCAGUCAGUAUCAACCAAUGGCUAGGCUAUUUCACCUUCGACUUUAUGGGUGACAUGGCGUUCGGUGGCGGAUUCGAAAUGAUGCGUGAUCGCGGAGACAAGGACGGGCUGUGGAAGAUGAUCGAGGAGGGCACUCAUAUCACAGCACUUCUUUCCCCGAUUCCCUGGGUCUCACCGACAAUGCAGCUGAUCCCGGGACUCGCCAAGAACAUAAAGGCCUUGGUCCAGUUUGGUGCCACGUCUGCUGCCAACCGUAUCAAGGCUGGCUCGCUCGUCAAGGAUCUGUGGUAUCAUCUGACGGAUGAAGCCGAGGUGGAGAAACAGCGCCCAUCGAUUCCCGAAGUGGUCGCAGAUGGUCUGCUGAGCAUCAUUGCGGGCUCUGAUACGACUUCCACGGCACUGAGCAAUCUCGUCUGGCUCUUGCUAUCGAACCCGGCAGUUUACAAGCAAGUCCGGGAGGAAGUUGACAGCGUCUACCCGCGCGGCGACUCGCCCCUCGAUGCGUCCAAGCACUCGCAGCUUCCCUUCCUUACCGCAUGCAUCAACGAAACGCUCCGGCUUCUCCCGCCUGUACCGUCCGGCGGGCCUCGCAAGGUCCCUGUGGGCGGCGGAAAGGUCUUCGCCGGGCACUAUAUCGCACCAAACACGCAGAUCUUCGUGCCGCAGUACACUCUUCACCGCUCCGCAGAGAACUUCAGCGACCCAGACGCCUUCAAGCCGCAGCGCUGGCUGAGCCCCGAGUCGGCCGAGAAACAUAACCCGCUCGCGUUCAUCCCGUUCUCGUUCGGCUCUGCGAAUUGCGCAGGAAAGAAUCUCGCGUGGCGGGAGAUGAUCAUGGUCAGCGCGGCGCUUAUCCACACCUUCGACAUCCGCUUUGCCAAGGAUUUUACCGGGGCUGAGGAAUGGAGCAACCAUCUCCACGACCAGUUCGUCACCAGCAUUGCCAUGCCACUCCAGGUCACCAUGGCCAAGCGGACUUAGUUUGGUCGUUCCAGUACACACAAGUCACUUUUUUUUUUUACCUUGGAAUACAACCCCACAUUCGUUGGUAUUUCUCGAUCGAAAGUGGAAUUUGG